Laccaria bicolor S238N-H82 is the source of this 405-nucleotide messenger RNA. Its product is annotated as protein transport protein BET1. Lineage: Eukaryota; Fungi; Basidiomycota; Agaricomycetes; Agaricales; Hydnangiaceae. Bases 1 to 405 code for a protein of 134 amino acids. The transcript has 4 exons. Gene Ontology annotation, biological process: endoplasmic reticulum to Golgi vesicle-mediated transport. The record is from RefSeq and is a predicted model, not a curated record.
AUGUCUCAACGAGUUAGAGCGCCUGGUUUACUUCGCGAUCGUUCAACGCUCCUCGGCACCCCACCCAUCUCGGGGCGAUCAUCUCCCUUCGAUGGUAUCCAGGCAAAUGGACACCGCUACGCAGACGACCUCGAGGGUCAAAAUGAUGAAGCUUUAGAAGGUCUGAGUUCAAAAGUCAGGCAACUGAAGGAUCUCACAAUUGGUAUUGGCAACGAGGUCCGGGAGUCUACGAUACAGCUAAGCCAGAUGAACGAUGCCUUCGCAGAGACGGGGUCAAUCCUUUCUGGAACUUUUCGAAGAAUGAACAAUAUGGCUUCGAAGCAAGGCUGCCGCUGGUUGUGGUACAUUGUUUUUCUCGUCGUUGUGUUCUGGUUCUUCCUUGUAACUUGGUGGUUUCGACGAUGA